Adelges cooleyi (spruce gall adelgid) is the source of this 1373-nucleotide messenger RNA. RefSeq names its product clotting factor G beta subunit-like. Gene Ontology annotation, biological process: proteolysis. The transcript is spliced from 7 exons. The record is from RefSeq and is a predicted model, not a curated record. The coding region runs from base 111 to 1280 and encodes 389 amino acids. Lineage: Eukaryota; Metazoa; Arthropoda; Insecta; Hemiptera; Adelgidae. Gene Ontology annotation, molecular function: serine-type endopeptidase activity.
CAGUAUUCAUAAACGGAGACCAACGUUAGUUUAUAUUUGCAUUUGUAUUUUUAAUAUUAUUUAAAUUCUAGUUUAUUGAACUCAUUUGGCAGCUCUUUAGUUUUAUUGCAAUGAUGAUUUACUACAAAUUUGGCGUCUUAUUAAUUUGCUUUGUCCUGUAUUUUGCUAUAUCGAAAACAAAAGCGCAAGUAUUAGAAUUAGAUGAAGGAGAUAUAUGUAAACGAAGUCGUGAACCUACGCAGCCUCACUCCGUUUGCCGGCGACUUAAAGAUUGUGGUGUCGUGCACGAACAACUCAAGAAGAAUAUUUAUCCUCGGAUUUGCUCGUAUUCCGUACUCGACCUAGUGGUAUGUUGUCCGUAUCCGUUAAAAAAAGUCAACACUACAAAAGUAACACAACCGCCAGUUAAAAGUAGCCCAGGAAAGUCGAAUUCCGCCAUUAGAAAGUGUAGUGAAUACAAAAACCUGCCUUUUGAUUUACUGUCAUUGGGUUAUCACGAGGAAAACACGGAUAAGGACAAAAACUUGAACGAAGUGUACUUCAAGGAGUUUCCACACAUGGCUUUGAUAGGUUACGGAGAAACGAAAAGUGCAAUCACUUGGGAUUGCGGUGGUUCCCUGAUCAGCAACAGAUGGAUACUGUCUUCGGCGCUUUGCGAGAAAAUAGGCCGAUCAAACAAUUUUGCGCGGUGGGUUUUGCUGGGUUUGAUAAACACCGAUUGGAUCGACGGCGAAGACCUGAAGACCAAUUUGUAUGAAAUCGAAAAGCGUGUUGUGCACAAAAACUAUCGAUCGACAUCCAUAUACAACGACAUUGCUCUGUUUCGUUUGAACCGAGACGUGGAAUUUUCAGAGACUAUACGACCAGUAUGUCUCAAUGUCGAUCCUCUGUUCAAACCCUCGACGGUGACGGCCACGGGAUGGAGUCCAAACACAACAGUAGACGGACGCGGAACGAAGAGAGUUAAAAUUUUGCAAAAAACCACUUUAAACACUAUAUCGGACAGCGAGUGUAAUAGUAUUUACGCAAAUGACGAAAACCAACAGUUAGUGUUGAAGAUAUCAGAUGAAAGUCAGAUUUGUACAAAAUACGUCGAAGACACUUGUAUAUCCGAUACUGGAGGACCACUGCAAGUGAAAAAUGCUGGUGGCGAUUACACCACAUACACGCAAGUGGGCGUGACUUCGUUCGGAAAAACGUGUGGUUACAAGGACGUACCCAGUGUAUAUACUAGAGUGUCAGCAUAUAUUUCCUGGAUCGAAGAAAACGUUUGGAAAUAAUUAAAGUACUUAAAAGUUCGUUUUGUCACAAGAAUUAGUGUACUUAUUUUUUUUUAAACCGUUAAAAUGAAUUAAAAGUAAAUUUAUACUGUA